This is a messenger RNA of Artibeus jamaicensis (Jamaican fruit-eating bat), 906 nucleotides long. RefSeq names its product protein lifeguard 1-like. Lineage: Eukaryota; Metazoa; Chordata; Mammalia; Chiroptera; Phyllostomidae. Bases 1 to 906 code for a protein of 301 amino acids. The record is from RefSeq and is a predicted model, not a curated record. The transcript has 9 exons. Gene Ontology annotation, cellular component: membrane.
AUGGACUUGGAAGCCAGGGAACCGAUAGACCUCGGUGCUGGAGAUCAUCAACAUCUGAUCCGGAAAGCAGCCGAUGGGAACGUCCAGACCAAAGCUGGUCAGCCCUACGAAACUUCACCUUCCUCCAGGCCAAAACAAACUCAUGGGAAGCCACAUCCCAAGACUAGUCGGCAAGCAGAUUCCUAUGUGGUGCAAAUUUCAGAUGAGAGCACCCCCGAAGACAGCAGUACUUUACCCAGCCCAUUCUCAGAAACAUCUAUCCGCAGAGCUUUCAUUGUGAAAGUGUUCCUUAUCCUGUCAGCUCAGCUGAUGGUCACCGGGGCGCUAAUCAGUGUGUUCAUCUUCUGGAGAGGUUUAAAAGAGUGGGUGCUCAAGAAUCCCUGGUUCAUCUAUGCAAUCUGGCCAGUGUUUUUCAUUGUGCUUUUUGUACUUGCUUGCUGUGGGAAACUCCGCCGCCAGGUGCCUGCAAAUUACAUUCUCCUGGGAAUAUUUACAGUUCUCCAAGGUCUGCUGCUAGGAGCCGUGUCAGCUUUCUAUGACGCUGAGGAAGUGUUAUGGGCCAUAGCAGCAACCUCUCUGGUGACGUUAUCGCUCACUUUAUUUGCUCUUCAGACAAAAUGGGACUUCACCCUGCUGAACGGAACGCUGUUCGUCUUCCUCUUGGUGCUCAUCAUCUACGGAGUCCUCCUGCUCUUCAUACAGUCAUACUGGUUGCAUCUGUUGUACGCUGGACUCGGAACGGUGCUGUUCUCGCUUUACCUGGUGAUGGAUGUGCAGCUGAUGGUGGGCGGGCACCAUCACUACAGCCUGAACCCUGAAGAGUAUGUGUUCGCUGCGCUGAACAUCUACUUGGAUAUAAUCAACCUUUUCCUCUUUAUUUUGCAGCUGAUUGGACUGAGACAGUAG